Messenger RNA from Diversispora eburnea, 1710 nucleotides. NCBI's taxonomy places the organism in Eukaryota, Fungi, Glomeromycota, Glomeromycetes, Diversisporales, Diversisporaceae. The record is from the annotation of a GenBank genome assembly.
AUGGAUCCUUAUGAACAAAUCAAUCUCCCCGAUAAUGAAAAUGUUGAAGUAAACCCCGAUGAUUUACAUUUAUCCAAUUCACCACCUCCAAUUGACUUUUAUGGUGUACUAAAUAUUUCAAAAGAGUCCACUGAAGAAGAAAUUAAGGAUUCAUAUAAACGUUUAUGCAGAAUAUUUCACCCUGAUAAACACGUUGAUCCGGAAAUUUUAACGGAUCCUACUAAAAGAACUAUUUACGAUAUGUUCGGUGAAGAAGGCUUAAACACUUCAUGGGAAAUUGGGACGCGUUAUAAAACUCCUCAAGAGCUAAGAGAAGAAUUUGAAAGUCAAAAUAGAAUGAAAAGAGAAUUGGAAGUGGAAAACUUGGUUAAAUCAAAGGGUGAUUUCCAAUUGAGUAUAGACGCUACUGAAAUAUUUGAUCCAUACGACAGAGGAUCUGGUCGUAAAGUUCGUAAACCCGAUUUAAGUCUAAAAAGUGCUUACGAAAAUACGGAAAUUACGCAACUUUUUAUGAAGCAUUCAUUCGAGACUCAAUUUCAACCAGAAACACGUGCAUCAAUUGUUGGUCAGACUAUUUUACGUAAUGGAGUUGGCGGUGGUAACAUUGUUGGGAGCUUGCGUCACACAUUUUCACCAAAAUUUUGGGCUGAAUUUGAUGAAAAAGCUGGACGAAAUCGUCGUAUUAGCUUUUUAUCAGUCACAUCACAUUCUCAUACCAUCUAUUCACCACCGAGUUUGUUCUUUACUGGUGGUAGAAGGCUUGGAACACACAUAUCAGGUUAUCUCACUUACAAGACUGGUGCAUGGAGUUUAGGUCCUUGGGGACGACAAGGUUCGUUUUCACGACGUGAUAAGUCAGCUGUGGCUAUUGGUCUUAAUAGUACCAAAGAAAAAUCAGGAUAUGCGUUUGAAAUACAGACCGGUUUAGUAGAAUCACAUAUUACUGCAAACUAUAAUCGGAAAUUACUUUCCAAUUAUCAUGUUAAGGGAGCGACCACUUUAUCAACUUCCAGUGGCCUUACAACUACUAUUCUUGGUGAACGUAAAGUCACGGAUAAUACGAAAGUCGCACUUGCAAUAGAAUUCGGAAUUCCCAGUGGGAUCUUAUUUAGAUGCAGGUUAUCUCGUUUAGGACAAAGAAUUACUAUACCAAUUCAAAUUUCUUCGGAAUUUAAUCUUAAACUUAUAUUAUGGGGAACAUUAUUGCCCGUUAUGACGAUAGCAGUUGUUGAACAAGCAAUAUUGGUACCGCGACGCAAGAAGAAAGCUUCAGAAAAAUUGGCUCGAUUACGAGAACGUCAUGCAGAAUAUAUUUCUAAUCGCAAAAGCGAUGCUGAAGAAUCGAUUCAGCUCUUAAAACCUUCCGUGGAACGUAAAAUAGAAGCGGAGAGAGAAAAGGAAAAUGGUCUAAUUAUAUUAGAAGCUUGGUAUGGAAAUCUCUCACGUAUAAAGGAUAUAACAUCAGAAAAUCUGCCAAAAGAAAUACUUGAUGUAAGGAUACCGGUUCAAGCAUUAGUACACGAAUCACAAUUGACCAUUCCUGGAGGUUAUUCUAAGUCAAAUAUCAUGGGUUUUUAUGAUCCGUGUAUGGGCGAACCCAAGCAAUUAAAAAUUAAAUAUCAAUUUCAACGUAAGAUACAUGAAGUCACAGUUGAUGAUUCUCUUCCUGUGGCCUGCCCAUUAAGAUCUCAUAUUGUUUCGAAUAAUUAA